AUGAAAAACCAUACCUUACUAGUCGAAAUUGGAGGCUGGAAUCGCCGGAAAAUGGAGGAGGAAAACCAGCGAAACUUCUCGUCAUUCAACCAUCAAUCCUCUGGCUUUCGAAGAGGGGAAAUGGGUGGAAUAGAAAGAGGGUGUCGAGCUGAAACUUUUGGUACUAAUUUCGUGGCCUGA
Messenger RNA from Prunus armeniaca (apricot), 180 nucleotides. NCBI's taxonomy places the organism in Eukaryota, Viridiplantae, Streptophyta, Magnoliopsida, Rosales, Rosaceae. The record is from the annotation of a GenBank genome assembly.